Paramormyrops kingsleyae is the source of this 1254-nucleotide messenger RNA. The record is from RefSeq and is a predicted model, not a curated record. Lineage: Eukaryota; Metazoa; Chordata; Actinopteri; Osteoglossiformes; Mormyridae.
UCAAUGUUUUCUGCAGCCCAUUGGAUCAGCAUGAUGCAUGAUCUUCUAUUGAAACUUCUACUGAUUAAAGAGUUUUACAGUCACUGUUUAUGCUUUUUGCAUCAGUACCAUUUUGUAAACAUAAACUUGACCUGGACUGACGCCCAGGCUUACUGCAGAGAGAACUACACUGACUUGGCUACCAUUGACAAUAUGGAGGAAAUGAAAAGACUAGCAGAAAGUCUAGCUGUAGACUCUGCUUAUACUGGGGAGGCUUGGAUAGGACUAAAGAAAGGAACAUCAUGGAGAUGGCAGUGGUCCUCAGCAGAAGGAGGGACUGGGUACAUCAACUGGAAUAUAGGUCAACCAGACAACUGGAAUAAUAAUGAACACUGUACCGAAGUCCAAGACAAUGGUGGAUGGAAUGAUCUUUCCUGUUCGUUAUCGACUCAGACGUCGUAUUUCAUCUGUUAUACUGCUCCCACCUGUAAAGACGGAAUAAAUGCUACCUGGAACUUCACCUUCAUUAACCAACAUAUGAAUUGGUCUGGUGCUCAGAGCUACUGCAGACACAGUUACACAGACCUGGCCACUGUGAGGAAUAAAGAAGAUAAUGCCUUGAUACAUACAAUGGUUACAAGUGGCACUUGGGCAUGGAUUGGCCUGUUCCAGGACACAUGGGAAUGGUCAGACCUGUCAAACUCCUCAUUCCGUAACUGGGAAAUUGGUCAAAAUGAUAAUGUGGGUAACACAUGUGCUUUAGCACAGGUCACCUGGCCUGGGACAUGGGAUAUGACACCAUGUGUUGAAAAGCAUCCAUUCGUAUGUUAUGAUGGUGAGUAAUGUAACUUUACUACAGUGGUUGAGACCAGGGGUGGAAGUAAUGAAUUACAACUACUCACGUUACUGUAAUUAAGUCGUUUUUUCCGGUAGUUGUACUUUUAUGAGUAUAUUUUUAAGUCUGUAAUUUUACUUGUACUUAAGUACAAAUUAAAGUAAGGAAUCUACUUUGCUACUUUUAAAAUCGCAAUUCAUUCCUGAGUACUCCAACAAUUUAAAUUAAUAUUCAAACUUUUCACCGGCAUUUCGGUAGCCAAUGAAGGUAUCCGAUGGCAAACGGACCAAUGAACCCUGAUAUCUGGAUUGGAAAAAAGCACCCGGCCCCACUGCAGCACGUUUUGAUCAUAAUUGCACAGUGAAGGAGCUCGGAGUAAUCUAAGGACUGAAGGUCUGGAGAAACAAACUUCAUGGAGGACAGCAACAUUCAAAACAGUG